Messenger RNA from Ustilago hordei, 966 nucleotides. RefSeq lists its product as uncharacterized. Gene Ontology annotation, molecular function: RNA binding. NCBI's taxonomy places the organism in Eukaryota, Fungi, Basidiomycota, Ustilaginomycetes, Ustilaginales, Ustilaginaceae. The transcript has a single exon. The record is from RefSeq and is a predicted model, not a curated record. Gene Ontology annotation, cellular component: precatalytic spliceosome; catalytic step 2 spliceosome; U2 snRNP. The coding region runs from base 1 to 966 and encodes 321 amino acids. Gene Ontology annotation, biological process: mRNA splicing, via spliceosome.
AUGAACGUGGUCCGGGAAAUCACGAGGAUAAACCAAGCCGAACUAGACAUUGCCCUUGGCAACCCCUCCGCCUCCUGGCACGCACAAUACUCGGAUUCGGCAUACAUCUUCAUCGGUGGUCUACCCUACGACCUCACCGAAGGAGACGUCAUCACCAUCUUUUCCCAGUAUGGCGAAGUUGUAGAUGUAAACCUACCCCGAGCACAGUCUCAGCCCUCUCGCACGCAGGCUUCUGGGUCGAACGAGGAACCCAAGCCGGAGCCGGAGCCGGAGCCGGAGCCGAAGCCGGUGGGCAAGGGAAAACACAGAGGGUUUGGCUUCUUAAUGUACCAAGAUCAAAGGAGCACCGUGCUGGCAGUCGACAAUCUGAACGGGGCGGUGGUGUUGGGCAGGACGUUGAGGGUUGAUCAUGUAGCUGGGUAUAAGCAGCCAAAGGUGAAGGCCCAGCAUGGCCUCUUGGCCGAGGCAGAGAGUAAGAGUUUGAAUGCUAUGCCGCAGUUGAUCAGCCAUCUGGAAGGCACACAUACGGAGCCGGAGGAGCAACAGCGCGGUUUGGAAGAUCCAAUGGCAAACUACUUCAGACAAAGGAGGAAGGAGCAGAGGGCUAGCAUUCGGGCUGAGCGCGAGGCCAAGAGGAGGAGGAGAGAGGAGCGAGCGUCUACUUCCACAAGAUAUAAAGAUGACAAGAGGCAGGACAAGAGACACGCUUCGCUUCGGAGGCAAAGUAGCGAUGAACAGCAACCGCUCAAUCGCUACCAACAGAUCAACAAACAGCCUAGCAUUCUCGACCAUCCAGAAUCGCACACCAGAGAUUCGAGACUCUCACACCGGCACCGCGAUCGAAGGCACAGAGACGACGACAGAGACGACGACAGAGACGACGACAGAGACGACGACAAAGACAGAGAGAGAAAACAUCCUAGUAGUCACUAUCAUAGCAGCAGUGGUCCACGUCCAUCUCGUUAA